Tarenaya hassleriana is the source of this 1847-nucleotide messenger RNA. Its product is annotated as AAA-ATPase At2g46620. Bases 193 to 1653 code for a protein of 486 amino acids. The transcript has a single exon. The record is from RefSeq and is a predicted model, not a curated record. NCBI's taxonomy places the organism in Eukaryota, Viridiplantae, Streptophyta, Magnoliopsida, Brassicales, Cleomaceae. Gene Ontology annotation, molecular function: ATP binding; ATP hydrolysis activity.
UCUCCCAACUCUGCUUUCUCUCCGUCAAAAUUCUCAGUCUCCGCAUAUAUAAAUAUUCUCUCUCUCUCGUCAAACAUCCCUCCGAAAUUCUUGAUUUCAUCGAAAAUUUUCUUCCUUCCCAGUGUGUAUAUAUCCGUUUAUCGGCAGAUUUUAGGAAGAUUUCGAAUCGGGAUUUUCCGGGAAAAUUUCUCCAUGGGGAUCCUGUGGGAUUCGGUUCUCUUGUUGCUGCUCGUGGGGGUUCUUCUGUUCUUAGUUAGGGUUGUUUUGUUUAAAACUGGAUUGAUUUUCAUGGUGAAGAAGUGGCGGAGAAGGAUCGUUGAUUUGUUUCACGUCUCCCAGUUCUACAAGGUCCCGGAGUUCAACGAGAACAUGCAGGAGAAUCAGUUUUACCGGAAAGUUUGUGCUUACUUGAAUUCUCUCGUUUCUAUGGAGGAUUCUGAUUUCACGAAUCUCUUCACCGGGAAAAAAUCCAACGAGAUUGUUCUUCGUUUCGAUCGUAACCAGAUCAUCGACGAUGAGUUUCUCGGGGCCAGAGUUUGUUGGAUUAACGGAGAAGACGACGACGGAACGAGGAAUUUCGUGUUGAAGAUUCGGAGGGCCGAUAAACGGAGAAUUCUCCGACCGUAUCUCCAGCAUAUACAUACAGUGUCGGAUGAGCUUGAGCAGAGGAACAGGGAGCUGAAGCUGUUCAUGAACGUUGGAACCGCCGGCAACGACGAUGCGACGACGAAGAAGAACGGACGGUGGAAAUCUGCUCCGUUCACGCAUCCCUGCACCUUCGACAAUAUCGCCAUGGAAGCGGAUCUGAAGAACAAGGUGAAAUCCGAUCUGGAAUCGUUCCUGAAGGCGAAGCAGUAUUACAACCGACUCGGCCGCGUCUGGAAACGGAGCUACCUUCUCUACGGCCCCUCCGGAACCGGAAAAUCGAGCUUCGUCGCGGCGAUGGCGAAUUUUCUCAACUACGAUGUCUACGAUAUCGAUCUCUCGAGAGUGAAGGACGACUCGGAUCUCAAGAUGCUUCUGUUACAGACCACGAGCAGAUCCGUGAUCGUGGUCGAGGACCUCGAUCGGUUCCUCUCGGCGAAAUCAACGGCUCUGAGCUUAUCUGGGAUUUUGAACUUCACCGACGGAAUCCUCAACUCGUGCGCCGCCGACGAGCGAAUCAUGGUGUUCACGAUGACCGGGAAGGACCAGAUCGAUCCGGCGGUGCUGCGGCCAGGUCGGGUCGACGUCCACAUCCACUUCCCGCUGUGCGAUUUCACGGCGUUCAAGACGCUGGCGAGCAACUACCUGGGCGUGAAGGAUCACAAGCUUUUCCCACAGGUGGAAGAGAUUUUCCAGAACGGAUCGUCACUGAGUCCGGCGGAGAUCUCGGAGCUCAUGAUCGCUAACCGGAACUCACCGAGCCGAGCGGUGAAGGCCGUGAUAAGUGCGCUCCAGACGGACGGUGAUCGGAGGGGGAUAAUGGCUAUGGGACGGCGGUUGUUUCUCGAUAACGGCUCGAGUUCUCCAACGGCGGAGGAACUUGGAGAAACGAGUGGGCUGUUGUGCGGCGGCGGAGGUUCACCGGCGGUGAAGGAGUUCAGGAAACUGUACGGGCUUUUGAGAAUCAAAAGCAGCAGAAAAUCUCAGUCGUUCGAUCUGGCGCCUUAGAUCAUGGACGGCUGAGGAUUAAGUUUUGAAAGUCAAUUUGACUACGUGGCGUGUUGUGAUUGGAUGAAUGCGUCUAAUGUACAGUGGUUUAUAAGUCGUCAAAGCUUUUUCCCCCUUCCUUUAAUUUUUUUUUCCGCAGAAUUUGUAGGUUACAGUAAAUUUCUUGGAUAUAUAAAAACAAAGAUUAUUCCUUA